This is a messenger RNA of Solea solea (common sole), 4246 nucleotides long. RefSeq names its product cAMP responsive element binding protein 3-like 1 (gene creb3l1). The coding region runs from base 251 to 1753 and encodes 500 amino acids. The record is from RefSeq and is a predicted model, not a curated record. The transcript is spliced from 13 exons. Gene Ontology annotation, molecular function: cAMP response element binding; DNA-binding transcription factor activity, RNA polymerase II-specific. Lineage: Eukaryota; Metazoa; Chordata; Actinopteri; Pleuronectiformes; Soleidae. Gene Ontology annotation, biological process: regulation of transcription by RNA polymerase II.
ACAGGGAGGCAGCAGCUGCACACUCACAGCUGGAUGGAUUUCAUAUUUGAAGUUUGUUGCAGAGGACAGAGCAGAGGGAGAGCAGAGGGUGAGCAGCGGGUCGAGGGGACUCACUUUGCUCCACGUUCAGGUGCGAGGUUAACGGCAGUGCAGCGCCGCAGCCGCCGGGGAGAACCGCUUCAUGUUAAUGAGCGGGUUUAAAAAAGAUUUUGAAUUCACACAAAGCUACUGAGUCCAGACACACGGAAUCAUGAUGGAAUCUAUCUUAGACAGUUUGACCGCGGAUAAACUCUAUCCGUCUGCAGGAGCCAACCUGUUGGACCUGGAGGAGCUGAGCGACGGAGAUUUUCUCACUAAUGUGCCUUUCUCAGGUGACCAGAUGGACGACUUCAACAGUGAAUUAUUCAGCAGUUUCUUUGACGAUCAUCUAUUAGAGCGACCACCCCUACUGGCAGACAGACCCUCACUUUUACACAUGGACAUUGACAGCAGCCCAGAUAUUCAAGCAGAGCACAGCUACUCUUUGAGCGAAGACUCCGCCCCCCAGAGCCCAGCCCUGUCAAUCAAAAUGGAUCAAGAGUCUGAGUUUGAAUGGAGCUUCAAUCAGGACCUGUCGGCCAUCUUGGUGAAGCAGGAGGAACCCGAUGUGGGUCAAAGAUUAGAUCCUCAGCCUUUGGAAGGUCCGCCUCUCAUAUUAAACCCUGCCCCCCCACACAGAGGAUCAACUUGGAAACAUACGGAGCACAGUCAAGAUGAAGUGAAGCCUGUGGCAAUAAAAGAUGAACCCAGGGAGAGUGGACAGUAUCUCAGCGUGCCCAGUGAUGAUGCUCUCCAGCUCCCACCCACCCCUCCUAGCAGUAACCACGGUGACAGCGACGGCUCCCUCCCUCCCUCCUCGCCUCAUCUCCCCCUGCCGCCGUCCUCACCUCAGCCACAGCAGAGGCCAGGAGGUCGUGCCUCUUCCUCCUCCUCCUCCUCCUCAGCCAUCUCCUCUUCGCCGCUCCUCACUGCACCACAUAAGCUGCAGGGUUCAGGACCUCUCAUGCUGACAGAAGAAGAGAAAAGGACACUGGUUGCUGAGGGUUACCCAGUACCCAACAAACUUCCACUCACCAAGAGUGAAGAGAAGGCACUGAAGAGAGUCCGGCGGAAGAUUAAAAAUAAGAUCUCAGCUCAGGAGAGUCGGAGGAAGAAGAAGGAGUAUGUGGAAUGUCUGGAGAAAAAGGUGGAGAGCUACACGUCAGAAAACAGUGACCUAUGGCGAAAAGUAGAAAACCUGGAGACAGCCAACAGGUCUCUGCUGCAGCAGCUCCAGAAGCUCCAGUCGUUGAUUUCAGGGAAAGUCGUUUCCCGCUCCUCGAAAAUGGCCUCAACUCAGACAGGAACGUGCCUCAUGAUGAUGGCCGUGUGUUUUGUCCUGGUGUUAGGCUCCUUCUCCCCAUGUCUCUCUUCCCUCUCCUUCCUCACCCAAACUUCUUCCGCCGUCUCCUCCUCCUCCUCCUCCUCCUCUUCCUCUCCUCCUCUGCCGUCGGCGGAUCUGUACACCACCAGUGCGGUCCGUUCCCGCAGCCUGCUCUUCUACAACGAAGGCUCCCCAUUGGAGGAGAGCUUAGCUACAGAAGGGGAGAGGCCACAGUCAGAGGCCCACAUCCAGAUGAGCCGUUACACCGCUGAUGCCCACAGGAACCACACGACCAAGCCCGAGUUAGACCGCAGAGAAACAAAACCAGACGGAGCCUCCGAGUUUUUCUGACAUACUCUGUGACCCCUCCCUCCCAUGACCUGUCACCUCUGACCCAACAAAACAUCCCCAAAGAGCUCCGGAUUCCGGAAACCACCAGGUCUUCUAAUCAACAUCCACCAGGAUGAAAACUGAAAAUAUCAGCCUUCAUCGUCAUCAUCUUCUUCUUCUUCUUCUUCUUCAAUUCUCUGCUUCAACAGUCUGACUUGACUUGAUUUUAAAGGGACUCAUAAUUAGAAUUCCCAUUUGUAUACAGUCAAAUAUAAUGUAAAUUUAAAAACCCAACCAGUUUAAACAACCAUGAAGAUUUUUUUUUUUGUCUAUUGGCUUCUCCGUCUCUAGGGGGCGCAUAUGUUUGUUUCGGCUGGACAUAACCCUCUCUUUUAUCUGGGUUUGGAACCAGCACCAGGAGUGCACUGAUGUGUGUCCCCCCUCAUGGCUGCGGUCCAUUUAGAGUGUCCAUUGAGCCAUGAGCCAUGGGCCAUGGGGAUUGGGUACCCCAGCCCUUAACCUGACAGGGACUCGAACCAACAAUCCUUUGGCUGCAAGCAACUUUAGCCACUCCUGAAAUUUAGCAAGGAGCAUCAUGGGAAAUGUAAAUUUCAUAUGUUUAAAACCACUUGUUUUAUUCCCACCAUUGGUUUCAGUUUUAUAUUCAUAUGAAUGAUCAACUCAUCUAUAUAUAUUUUUUUAUUAAUUUGGAAAAAAUAGUUAAAAAAAAAAGAUUGUUAAAUGACCCAAAGACAUUUGUUUUCAAUUAUUGAAUCAAAGAAAAGGUUGAAAUUAACCUUUAAAACGUUUAUUGAAUAACCACCUCAGUGCUUGAACUCUUUUCUCCACAACAGUGCAUUUAAAAUGUGUCUGUACACAUAACACAUAACCAAAGUCCAAACAAACACGUGCCAUUUUCAAAGUGCCUUUCACUUCACUUCUCAUUAACUCUUUUUAAACUUUAAUAUCUAUUUUUUGCCACUAUAGCUGUAAGUUAUUUUUCCCUGUGGUGAGAAAGAGUGUUGACGUGGGGUCCACACACGGAGGUCGGGGUGAGCACGAAAAAUAUUUUUAUGGAAUUAUGAAAGAAUUGUAUUUGUAAUAUAUUUGCAGCAUCGAAAAAAAGAGCAUAUUUAAUUUAUGCAACAAAAAAAGGGAACUUUUUUUUAAAGCUUAGUUUAUGUUAUGUCAUUUUUUUUUUUCUAAAUAAUGUAAUGUAAAACCCCACAAAAAUACAACUUAUAUAAUAUAUUCUGAGCAUCAAAAAAAAGAGCAUAUUUAUUUUAUGCGGAAAAAAAAUGAAUGUUGUGUUAUGGCAUUUAGGAUGAUGUGAAGUUUUAGGAGAUGGUGUGUAGUUUACAUGAUGUUCCAUGGUUUUGUAACAUGAUUGACAUGAUCUGUUUUGUGUCUUUUAACUGUAAUACAGAGACUCUGUUUCGCUGCUGUCGCAUGAAAACCAUUUUUUUCUUAAAAAUGCCAAAAAAAUAUAAAAUUAUUAUCCUUCAACUAAUGUUAUUUUCCCAACAAACUUGUAAAAACAUUAAGAGAAUAAUUAAAUAUGAUUGUUUUUAUGGUAUAAACUGAUUUUAAAGCCACUAAACAGCUGAGAAAACGGCUAAAAACAUGAAUAUGAAAGAGCUCAUGCGACAGCAGUGCAUAUGUUGUAUUUAUUCCUGUGUGUAGAAAGUGUGUAUAUAUUGAUGAAGCCCAUCAGUGGACCAAAAACAUUCCAGGAAUUAAAACACAGAUUAGUUUUUUCCAAUUUGAGGCGACACCAUGACAUUUUCAUUUUAUUUUUUUUAUUUUUUUAAUUCAUCACCACUUUUCAAAAAAUGUGAGAACAAGAAUAAUAAUAAUGCUCUGCAAAAAAAUGUCAUGGUGUUGCUUUCAAAUUAAAACGUCCUAGUUCAAGUUGCUCACUAUAAAACAACCAGAAAUACAAUUCUUUAUCAAUUAAAUUUUGCGUUUCUCAUGCUGUCAAUACCAUUUGACUGCGACCACUCGCUCACCCACUCGGUCAUUCUAAUCCCUUAAACAGUCUCAGCGCACCAGUGUACAUAAAUAACAACAACCUAAUGUGCAGAUGUUGUAAAUAAAGGGCCUUGUUUUUGUAUUGUCACAUAGUCCAAGACUUUAAACCUGUGGAAUGGAGAGGGAAAAAUGGGGAAGGGUUUAAAAGAAAUUACAGUAGAGGGUGAUUUUUUUCCCACUCAUAAAGAAACCUGGAUGACAGUAGCUUCACACAGUUUGAAUAGUUGUCUCCAGACUACAGAGGGCACUAGAGAAUUCCACAGAGAAUAAUCUGGGACUUUCUGAGGAGCUCAGUUGUUUGAAAUGUGUUUGAAUAUAAUGUCGUCUUGGUUUGUUGUAUAGAGCCGUGCAUGUUCCUUUAUACCUAUAUAUGUAUAUGUGGAUAUAUGUAUACAUAUAUAGAUAUAAAUAUAUAUAAGUAUGUUAUCUUAGUGUAGCCAGUAGAAUAGAAUACAGCAAAAUAUUAAAAAACUGCAUCAGCAA